Molecule: messenger RNA, 1749 nt
Organism: Suillus bovinus
Lineage: Eukaryota; Fungi; Basidiomycota; Agaricomycetes; Boletales; Suillaceae
Exons: 4
Coding region: 205-1545 (446 amino acids)
Source: RefSeq, a predicted model, not a curated record
AUUUAAUGUAAUUGUGAUACGUACUGACAGCAAAUCGGAAAGCUGUGGCACUUCCUCUCCCUCUCGUUGUUCGAGAGAACUGCCUCAUAUACCCCCCACUUUUCUAUCUUUCCCUUCUUCGGGGGACUGCAAGUGGUAGUCAGGCUUGGUGGUGGUGUGACAGAAACUUCAACAGUGACGAUAGUCUAAUCUACUGCUACCACCAUGCCUGAAUGCAAUCAUUGUGAUCGUUCUUUCGUCGACAAGCAGGCUGUGCUUAUGCACACUGAGUCAAAGCACGGGUUUGAAUGCACUCAUUGCAACCGAAAAUUCAAGACUCCAGACGGGAGAGACGAGCAUGAGAGAACGAAGCAUGCCUUCCGUUGCGAUGCUUGCAACCAAUAUUUUGGCUCCCAGAAAGCCCUGGAUUCACAUGAUAAGGCUAAACAUCCUCCUGCAUACGAAUGCAGGUACUGCGAUAGAGAAUUUCGCUCACAGGGAGCCCUGGGUUCACAUGAGAGAACGAAGCAUAACUUCCAUUGCGAUGCUUGCAACCGAGAAUUUAGCUCACAGGGAGCCCUGGAUUCACAUGAUGAGGCUAAACAUCCUCCUGCAUACGAAUGCAGGCACUGCGAUGAAGAAUUUGCGUCCGAUGGAGCUCGUAUCCAGCACCAGAACAAGAAGCAUCCGCCCCGCCCGCGCGCUGUUCGUUCAUCUUCGGCGGUGCUAUCGCCAAAGCCAACAUACUCCCCAGCUGCGCCGCCUACCCGCGUGGAGAAGCCUAGUGUAAAUGUAUUUGGUACGUUAUCCACGCCAAAGUCCAUCCCAGAACGUUCUGGUGGUGAGGAUGUCAAGCCACCAAAGGUAGAGGUCGCUGAACCCGUAGUGGUGGCUAAUUUCGCAUGUGGAACUUGUGGAGAAUUCACCGCGACGAUAUUAGCUUUGGAGGCCCACGAGUCGCAGCAUAGACUCGAUUCGUGCGCUUGCACGAUAUGCGAGAGAGCUGAGAGGCCUUGCAAUUGCAAUAUUUGCAAGCGCACUUGCACCUCGGUGAAUGAGACGCUCCUUGAUCGUGUUGUGAUUGGCGAGCCCGAAGAAACUACGUCGUCCGUGGAUUCACCUGGGGAUGUCGAACUCAAGGCAGUCGAGGACUCCGUGGUUGGGUCUUGUGAUUUCGUCAUGAGCCUGGAAUCUCAAGAAGCCAUCGAUCCAUCAGUUGAUCGCAGCGGUGCGGCGCACGGCGUGUACUCGCAUCAUGACCAACCCUUGACAGAUUUGGAACACGAGGUGGACGGAGAGCAGGCUCAUGACUUGAUUCCGCCCUUAUCCCCACGUCAGCACCAGAGUCUUGAUGACCCGACAUGUCUUUCUGACGUUGAUAUGAACUUGACGGAGGAAUCUAACACUACCGACCUCCAAUUGGGUUUUGCACCCGUGGAAUACGACGCCAUUUCUUGUGAAUUGGAUAUACUGGACAUUCUGCACUCGAUGUUCACGCCAUCGUACAGGACCCAACAGUCUAUGAACGCGUGCAUGCAAGCCAACGUGAAGUUUCCCUCGAAUUGAUUUAUCCCCAUUGUGAAGACCACAACAUGUCCCUUGCAGAGGCAUCCAACGACCAACCGACAGUACUCGACAUAGACAUGAGUCACGAGCAUGUCGAUAACCGUCCAGAGUGUGACCUCUCCACUCCUGAAUUGGAACCUGAUAUCACGCCCUCAUCACACUCUGCAAAUGGCACACCUGUACCCGUGCAAGUCCGCACUCUUC